AUGAAUACAUUUAUCAUCUUUAUUAUUUUAAUACCUAUUGUAGGUUUUGCUUUAUUAGCCGUAAAUAUAUUAUUAGCAGUAUAUAAACCAUAUAAUGAAAAAUUAGGAGCAUUUGAAUGUGGUUUAACUAGUUUCAAUCAAACUAGAUUAGCAUUCAAUGCAGCUUUCAUUUUAGUAGCAAUAUUAUUCCUACCUUUUGAUUUAGAAAUAUCAACAUUAUUACCUUAUGUUAUGUCAAUUUAUUUAGUAUCUAAUUAUGGUUUCACUAUAGUUUUAUUAUUUUUAUUAAUAUUAAUUAUAGGUUUCGUAUAUGAAAUUAAUACUAAUGCAUUAAAAAUUAACAAACAUAAUAAACCAAACACAGAUUCAUUAAUCUAUAAGUUAUAA
Yarrowia lipolytica CLIB122 is the source of this 387-nucleotide messenger RNA. The record is from the annotation of a RefSeq genome assembly. Lineage: Eukaryota; Fungi; Ascomycota; Dipodascomycetes; Dipodascales.